AUGGACCUGAAGAUCGUCUGCUUCCUGCUCCUGCUGUGUCUGUGUGAAGCUGCUCCUCGUCGAGAAAAACACAAACAGAAGGGACAUGGACACUUGGUUGCAAGAGGACAGGAACAUAAGAUAAAAGAUCAUUCAGACUCCGACUCCAGUGAAAGCGCCGAGACUACUUCUGAUUCCACCUCCGAAGAAGAUAUGACUGCCGCUAUCAAUUACCUGGAAAUCCCUACAAUCAUAUCUAUCCCCUUUACCACUACGCCAACUACAACUACGACUAAAGGCAUCUACCAACUUCCGGGUUAA
Messenger RNA from Knipowitschia caucasica, 300 nucleotides. The record is from the annotation of a GenBank genome assembly. Lineage: Eukaryota; Metazoa; Chordata; Actinopteri; Gobiiformes; Gobiidae.